ACAUGGUUUGUAAUAGGUAAUGGAUUCACAGUCACAAAAUGCGCUUGUAAUUGUACAAUCAAAGUUUUCGUGGGAUGAAAAUGUUAAAAAUGUAUAUAUAGGUGCGAUUAUUUCAGAAAGUCACGAACAAGAAAAACGAAUUCUUGCAAUAGUUGAAAAAAAUGGAUCGUUAGGAUUUUUUGUAAUAAUCAGUACUCGUAGUGAGCCUACAAGUAUUUCGGAUUUAACUAUUGAACGUGCAAUUCCCAUUGAUCGUGAUUUUAAAUUUGAAAUAGAAGAUACCGAACCUUUAUAUCGGGACGCAAAUUUAAUUCCAAUUGUUAUAAAAUCAUCAAAAAUAAAAUUAAAUAUUUGCCUGGAUUCAAGUAUACCCGCGUCAGACUUUGGUACAGCAUUAUUUCAGUAUUUAGAUGAAAUAAAAAUUAAUAAACAUCGUGAUUAUUCCUGGAUACAGAAAUAUAACGGCAUUCGAUCCAACAUGGAAAGUGGCAGCCUAAAUCCUUUCAAUCAGGCAGAAGUCGGAGAGAUGGACUCACCGGAUAUUGUUAUUCCACGCCAGAAAAUAGCUCAGGGAUGUGUGAAUGGAACAGCGCGUGAUGCUAUUUUUCGCUAUCAAAUGGCUAUGAAAGAAAAUGAUUACACUCAUUUACAAGAUAUUAGCGUAUUGGUGGCGACAUGGAAUGUAAAUGGUCAACCUCCGGUAAAUGUUUCGCUACGGCCAUGGCUUGCUGCUGAUGCAACGCCACCCGAUGUUUAUGCAAUUGGUUUCCAAGAAUUAGAUUUAAGUAAAGAAACAUUCAUAUUCAAUGAGACACGCCGCGAAGAAGAAUGGCGAGAGGCUGUUGUUAAUUCAUUACAUCCUGGUGCUCGAUACCGUCAAGUGGCUUUAGUACGCUUAGUUGGUAUGAUGUUAAUUGUGUUUGUACGCUAUGAAUUAUUUUCAUAUGUUAGCAAUGUUGCUACUGACACCGUUGGAACUGGAAUUAUGGGAAAAAUGGGCAAUAAAGGAGGCGUUGGAAUUCGAUUAGAUCUCCAUAACACCUCACUAUGUUUUGUAAAUUCACAUUUAGCUGCUCAUACCGAAGAAGUUGAACGUCGUAAUCAAGAUUACCACGAUAUUUAUGCUCGCAUGAGUUUCGUCCGUCCAAAACCGCAUACAAUUCGUGAUCAUGAUCAAAUUUAUUGGUUAGGAGAUUUGAAUUAUCGUAUUACUGAAUUAUCAGCACGUGAAGUUAAAGAACGCUUGUCACGUGGUGAAAUGGAUUCAGUUUUGAUCGCAGAUCAAUUAAAUCAACAACAUACUCAAGGGAAAGUGUUAACUGGAUAUACAGAAGGUCGUAUAACGUUUCAACCGACUUAUAAAUAUGAUCCCGGUACGGAUCAUUACGAUACAAGUGAAAAAGCACGUGCGCCUGCAUGGUGUGAUCGAAUUUUAUGGAAAGGUAAAGGAAUUGAACAAAAUGCAUAUCGUAGUCAUCCUGAAUUGCGUAUCAGUGAUCAUAAACCUGUUAGUGCUGUGUUUACAUCUCAGAUUCGUGUAAUUGAUGUAGCAAAAUAUCGCAAAAUUCACGAAGAAGUUUUAAAAAAAAUGGAUAAAUUAGAAAAUGAAUUUUUACCACAAGUCACCGUAGAUCGUAAUGAAAUAUUCUUUGGUACAGUUCGAUUUAUGGAACCCUUGGUCCAAGAAUUAAUUAUUGCUAACACUGGUCAAGUUCCUGUACAAUUUGAAUUUAUAAAAAAAUUAGAUGAUACCAGUUAUUGUAAGGAUUGGCUGCGAAUCAAUCCGUACAAUGGCGAAAUUAAACCAGGCGAAAAAUGUGAUAUAAUGCUAGAAGUUCAAUUAAAAUCAGCCGAAGAAGAAUUAUACGAUAUUCUUGUGUUGCAUUUAAAUGGUGGGAAAGAUGUUUUUAUUACAGUCAAAGCAAAAUGUCAGCGUUCAUCAUUUACAACUCCUCUUACACAAUUAUGUCGACUAGGUGUACCAGUAGCUUAUGUCACGCCCAACCAUCUUCAACAAAUGAAAAAUGGUCCAAAUUUAUAUGGAAUUCCACGUGAACUAUUUUUAUUGGUGGAUCAUUUAUAUCGGCAUGGUUUAAAAACACGUAAUUUAUUUGAACGUCGUGCGAUACAAAGUGAGCUGAUUCAAGUACGUGAUUGGUUGGAUUCAGAUGGACCGGAUCCUCCACCAACGCAUGCCUAUGUUGUGGCUGAAGCUUUAUUGUUAUUCUUGUUAUGUACACCAGAACCUGUUAUUCCACAUCGAUUACUUAAUCAAUGUAUAGCGUCCGGUCCAACAUAUGCUCAUUGUAAACAGAUUGUGUCACAAUUGCCAGAAGUAGAGCGUAACGUAUUUUUAUACGUUUGUCUCUUUCUUCAAGAAUUACUUCAUUAUAGUGCAGAUAAUGGAGCUGAUGCCAAAACAUUGUCAACUAUUUUUGGUGAUGUACUAUUACGAUCACCGAUACCGAAUCCAAAACCUCAGGCCAGUAGAUCCAAAGCGGAAUUUGUUCAUCAUUUUCUUGUCAAUGACCAUAGUGAUUUAAUUGCAAUGAAUCGUUAAGCAUUAAUAGAAGACCCAGUGUGUACUUAUCACGCAUUUUUUAAACAUAUAGUCUAGUCAACAAGCAUUAUUUUGGGACGAAAUUGAUCUAGUUUUCGGAAAAUUAUGAUCAAGAUGUCAUUUGAGUCGAAAUUAUGUUUAGAAACUUUUCGGACACAAUUGAAGAUGUUGUGGUAAAAAUUACAAAAGUUAUAAACAAUUUAAUAACAAAAAGAAGGGGUUUGGCUUUUUUGCAGAUAUCUCGAAAUCUAUUAAAGAUAUUCGAAAUUUAAAAAAAGAUCCUAGAACAGCUGGUAAUAGUCCUGCCAUUGAGAAUGCUGUUGCUCUGCGCUAUUUUUCCUUUAAAUUAAAAUUAUAAAUAUUGGUGAUAGAGUUUCGGGAGGCAGAACUAUUUUUUAAAAACAAAUUUCUUUCUCUUUAAGGAUCUUUUAUUAAAUUUCUGAUAUCUUUAAUAGUUUCCGGGAACAAGGACGUGAAACUCGAGCGGAGAGGGGAGCAGGAAAAAAGGCGCCUAUCUGGGCGAGAUCUAGGCCUCGUUCGUUGAGUAUUUUGCACUGCGCAUCUGUCUGCCUUUUGUUUUCAAUUAAUUGAAAGUGAUUCAAAACAAUUUCAACUGUGUAAAAAUCGCUUUCUCUCUCAAGACAGCCUGAUGCGCAGUAUAAAGUACGCAACAACUGAUGGGUAGACUCCGCCCAGAAAGGCGCCGUAAAUUCAGCCACGACCCUAUAUUCAUUUGCGUUUUAAAAAAUUUCAAAUCAAAUGAGACCUUGAUCAUAAUUUCCCAAAAUUGUACUUGUUAACUUUUAAUAUUCACAGGAUUUUGUAUAGUAGCAUAUGGAAUAUACUCAGCGCGACGUGUUUAGUAUGAAUUCUUUUCGUAUUUCUCUCACGUGAAUUUUAUGAAUUUUUAAAUUACGUUGAAGAAAUUGGAAAAAAAAAAACAUACUUUUCUGUAAUUCGACACGAAAAAAAGAAAUUGAAUUCAAAAAAAUUUUAUUAAUCUUUUGGAAAGCUUUUGAAUUUAACCCUUCAGGUUGAUCUUCUUUCCAAUCAUUACUAUUGAGAUAAGGAAAAUCUCACGCUGUUGGGAAAUAGUACAGUAAAAGAUGUUACAAAAAUCGGCCGGUUCAAGAAAAUGAAUUAACCUCCCUUGCAUUUCGCUAAAACCUGGUGGAAUGUACUUCUUAGGUGCGAGCGGCUUAUUUCAUUUUCCUUAAUUUAUAUAAAGAUAGUCUUUGACUGUACUGCGGUCCGAUAUUUUAGAAAAUAAAAAAUGGAUGAAAAAUUUGGGAUCAUUUGAUACAAUAUUAACUAAAUCGUAGAAUCUCCAUUUUUUUUAGAAUCUAAUCAAAAUAAUAACCAAAUUAAAUACAUUUUUUUAGAGUUUUUUAAAAUUUAUAGUUUUGCGACCAAGCGUGGUUUUAGUGAGUCAUUUGUCAUUUUAGAAAGUCUAAAAAUUUCCCACAUCGCAUCCUCAAUUGUAAGCCUAUUUCGCCUUCUUAAAGCUGUUCCACUUCAAUAGAGUGCCAAAGAUAUAUCGCCUGCCUCAAGUUUGGACUGAUUCCAAAAAGGGUAAAACCGGUUUUAAUUGACAGUCGAUAAACGAGUCUAAAUAGUUCGCAACCCUAAAUAUGUACGUUUUCUCAUCAGGAAACUCAUUUCAGAAGACUGAAAAUUUGCUCAAAUGAAGAACUAUGCUUAAAAAUCAUAUCGUCCGCAAUAUGGGGGGGGGGGGUUGUUGCUGUUGUUUGGUUUGUGGAAUAAUAACCUCCCACCUACAUUCGGCCGAUCUCACACCGACUACAUUUCUUUAGAAUUUCUGUCGAUUCGAUUCUACCCUUUCUGGAAUCAGUUCAAACUUUAGACAGACAAUACAUCUUUGCCUCUCUAUUAGGGCUAAAGUUCUUUCUGAAAUAACUCACUAAAAUUACGCUUGGCCACAAAACGGUUAUAAUCAUAUCCUAUACAAAAUUUUUUGGAUGUUUUAAUUAAAAAAAAAAAAAAAAAAUAGGGAACAUGGAAAAAAAUGUUUACCGUGCUCAAUAUUUUCUCAAAAAUUGAGUUCGUCAAAAGAUUUUAAUAUUCAUUAUCUAAAAAUUAGAUAUUUUACUUCUCAAAUGCAUCUUUUUUUUGACGGACUUUAUCCAAUAUAUGUUACCCCUAAAGUACUAAAUGCAAUUUCAAUUUCAACCGGUUAAUAACCGUUUAUUUUGAAUUCAAAUAGUAUUUCGUAAUUUAAGCGUAACAUUUUUUUAAUGUAUUUUUAAAGAGCUUUAAAUAAUCCAAAAAAAUAUCAUUCAAAAUGACAGUAUCAUCAUAUU
This is a messenger RNA of Chrysoperla carnea, 4881 nucleotides long. It is a transcript of the gene Ocrl, whose product is annotated as inositol polyphosphate 5-phosphatase OCRL. NCBI's taxonomy places the organism in Eukaryota, Metazoa, Arthropoda, Insecta, Neuroptera, Chrysopidae. Bases 20 to 2560 code for a protein of 846 amino acids. The record is from RefSeq and is a predicted model, not a curated record. Gene Ontology annotation, biological process: phosphatidylinositol dephosphorylation; signal transduction. Gene Ontology annotation, cellular component: membrane. The transcript has 13 exons. Gene Ontology annotation, molecular function: inositol phosphate phosphatase activity; phosphatidylinositol-4,5-bisphosphate 5-phosphatase activity.